Messenger RNA from Daucus carota subsp. sativus, 1261 nucleotides. Its product is annotated as carbonic anhydrase 2. Gene Ontology annotation, molecular function: zinc ion binding; carbonate dehydratase activity. Gene Ontology annotation, biological process: carbon utilization. The coding region runs from base 313 to 1128 and encodes 271 amino acids. The transcript is spliced from 10 exons. Lineage: Eukaryota; Viridiplantae; Streptophyta; Magnoliopsida; Apiales; Apiaceae. The record is from RefSeq and is a predicted model, not a curated record.
GCCCUUUCGCUUUCUCUAUCCAAUCUAGAUAACCACCCUACAUUCCUCUCCUUUUGUUUCUGUAACUAAAUUCUUCUCCCGAUAUAAUAUAUUAUACGCACAAAUCUUAUAAAAAUUUACCAAUUUUCAGAUAUUAAUUACGUAUUCUAUAUUCGGAAAAGCCCUUUUUUUCCCUCUGUGGUGUCUCCUUCAUUGUCACUUUACAGGUCCUCCACAACAAAUUAUAUUUUACUCCGUUUCUGUAUUCAACGGUCUACUAAUUAAGGUGAAAAAGUUUACCAGAGAAGAGAAGAUUAAACACAAGUUGGAAAAAUGAAGAAGUGCAUGAUGAUGUGCUGUGGUGCUUCGGUGAAAUCCCAAGUUGAAGAUAUGGAGACAAGCUCAUACGAGGACGCCAUUGCUGCUUUACAGAACCUUCUCAGUGAAAAGAGUGGUCUUGGGGGAAUUGCCGCCGCUAAGAUCAAGCAAUUAACCGCUGAUUUGGAAGCUGAGUUUAACCCGGUUGAGAAGAUUAAGACCGGGUUCACACAUUUCAAGACUGAGAAAUAUGAGAAGAAUCCUGAGCUGUUUGGUGAGCUUGCCAAAGGGCAGAGCCCCAAGUUUUUGGUCUUUGCCUGCUCAGACUCUCGAGUUUGCCCAUCUCAUAUCCUCAAUUUUCAGCCAGGAGAAGCUUUUAUAGUCCGAAACAUUGCAAACAUGGUCCCUCCAUUUGACAAGACAAAAUACUCUGGAGCAGGGGCGGCCAUCGAAUAUGCAGUACUUCAUUUGAAGGUGGAGAAUAUUUUAGUUAUUGGACAUAGCUGUUGUGGUGGAAUUAAGGGUCUUAUGUCUCUUGCUGAUGAUGGGACCACUGCCAGCGAUUUCAUCGAGGACUGGGUGAAAAUAUGCGCACCUGCCAAGGCGAAGGUGAAAGCAGAAAUGGAUCAUCUGGCCCUUGCAGAUCAGCACACAAAUUUGGAGAAAGAGGCUGUGAAUGUAUCCCUGGCGAACUUACUAUCAUAUCCAUUUGUUAGAGAAGCUGUGGCGAAGAACACUCUAUCGCUGAAAGGAGGACACUAUGAUUUUGUUCAGGGGUCUUUCGAGCUCUGGAAUCUUGAUUUUAGCCUUACAUCGUCGAUCACUAUCUGAGCACUUUUAGUUCUUUUGUGAAAAUUUUCUUUACUGGUCAUGUUAUACAAAAAUAAGGUCAGACGUUUUGUUUCAUCGGAAUUAUGUGAUACUUUUGCCCUUGGAAUAUAUAAGAUCUGGUAUAUUGGCAGCA